This is a messenger RNA of Anguilla rostrata (American eel), 836 nucleotides long. It is a transcript of the gene angptl8, whose product is annotated as angiopoietin like 8. The record is from RefSeq and is a predicted model, not a curated record. Gene Ontology annotation, biological process: regulation of lipid metabolic process; triglyceride homeostasis. Bases 1 to 570 code for a protein of 189 amino acids. The transcript has 4 exons. NCBI's taxonomy places the organism in Eukaryota, Metazoa, Chordata, Actinopteri, Anguilliformes, Anguillidae.
AUGAGAGCCUUUCUGCCCCUGCUGUGCGUGGCCCUCUGGCUGUCAGGGGCCCCGGGCGUGCCGCUGAAGAAGCAGAAGGGCCCGGGGAAGCCGGCCUCCGUGGAGGACGUGAACGUGCUGACGUACGGCGUGCUCCAGUUCAGCGACGCCAUACACCACGUCUACCAGGACACCAGCCGCAGGAUGACCCGCAUCGACACGCAGCUCCUGCGCCAGCAGGGGGCGCUGCGCCAGCUGCAGGAGGAGGUGGCGCAGGCCACACAGACGGAGGAGGAGAUCAGGAAAACCCUCUCCCAUUUACAGACGCAGACGGCUGGGCUGCAUGCGCAGACUCUGCAGGUGAGGACAGUGCUUCAGAAGGCUGAGAAGGAACAGGUGAAGCUCCACAACCAGGUGACCGGUCUGGAGACCAGCCUGGACUCAGCUCCCAACAUCAGAACACUGAAGGACCAGGCCCUCCAGCACUCCAACAUUCUAAAGGUUCUGGAGGAGUGGAUCCAGGACGAGAAGCGAGCUUUGGAAGAUCAGGACCAGCAGCUGGCCCACAUGCAGAAUCUGGCCGAGUCAUGAGCCCUGUCCCACCAAGCCAAUCACAGACAGACUCUUCCCAGCCAAUAAGAGCACUUCCUGAUCAACCGUUUACUGCUGCAAGCCAAUCAUUUUUUCAUUGGAAAUGCUGACUUCUUACACUCGACAGAACAAUGCAACACAGCACAUCCCAUUCUCCCGCACACAGACAGAUGGAAGCCACACGCUAAGCUGCCUUGUUGCUCUGUGUCCUUCAUCACCCUUCCUGUUAACCAUCCAAAUAAAGGUCAUAAUGGCAUUUAUUACCA